Limulus polyphemus (Atlantic horseshoe crab) is the source of this 764-nucleotide messenger RNA. RefSeq names its product peroxisome assembly factor 2-like. Gene Ontology annotation, molecular function: ATP hydrolysis activity; ATP binding. Gene Ontology annotation, cellular component: cytosol; peroxisomal membrane. The transcript has 3 exons. Bases 342 to 749 code for a protein of 135 amino acids. NCBI's taxonomy places the organism in Eukaryota, Metazoa, Arthropoda, Merostomata, Xiphosura, Limulidae. Gene Ontology annotation, biological process: protein import into peroxisome matrix. The record is from RefSeq and is a predicted model, not a curated record.
CUGUUGUGAGGUUUUUAUGUAUUGUAUGAUUUUAUAACAGUUAGAUAAGAUAUCAUGUUAGAAUCUAGUGUACGGCAUAUUUAGUAUCUUUCCUGUUGAUUUAUUUGGUAAUUUUUAGUGUAUUGUAGCAGUGAGAUGAUACUUCAUGCAUCAAAAUGUUAGACAUGUAGCAAUAAAAUAAGACUUGUGUUAUUAGUUUAAUAUGAUAUCAAAUAGCUUAAUUAAAUUUUGGUUACUUCGUUCCAUCAUAACUUUGUAUGUAGCUUUUUAUGUUAGGCUUGUGGUAUGCAUUGUUGAGGUUUAACCACAGUGGUUACUAGCUUGUUCUAUCUGUAAUCUUGAUGCCUAAUUUAUUAUUUUUUAGAGUUGUUUCACAGCUUCUUGCUGAACUGGAUGGACUACAUAAGGCUGCAGAAGUAUUUGUUAUUGGUGCAACUAAUCGCCCCGACCUACUCGAUCGUGCCUUAUUACGGCCUGGACGGUUUGAUAGACUUAUAUAUGUGGGUAUUCCUGAAGAAAAAGCCUCAAGACUGAAAAUCUUAACAGCAUUAACUCGGAAAUUUACUCUGGGGGCUGACCUUGACCUGGAAGUACUAGUGGAUAAAUGUCCCCCAAGCCUCACAGGAGCUGAUUUUUACUCUCUAUGUUCCAAUGCCAUGAUAAAUGCUCUUGGUAGAAACAUUCAGGAGAUUGAAGCAGGUAAAUUUGAUUUCCAAUUGUUUGUUUAUUAUUUUUUCUGUAACCAAUAAGCUUAAUAAUUUGAU